UCUCUGGCAUAGUAUUAGUAGCCACAUUACACCAAUUUUUCUCACCUCUUUUGCUUUUACCUCUUUGUUUCUCUUCUUCUUCGUCUUCUUAAACCAUACACUGCUCUGGAGUGUGUAUUCUUGUUGGUUCCCAACGUUAGAGAGAGAGAGAGAGAGAGAAAAAGGAAGACAAUAGAAAGAAGGGAGAAAUAAGAAAGCGAGGGAAGAGAAGAGAAGUGAAGGGAGAAAACGUUUCAUCUGAUACUGCUAGACUCUGAGUAAAGAAAUGACUUAGAUUGUUUUGUUGAUCCAGAAGUGUUGAACUGCUUUUUCUUCUUUGAUUAUAUAGUUAGAUCUGUCGAGGUCGUCUUUCUCUUCUCCUCAGAUUUUCUGAGGAAACUUUAGAGAUAUGAAGCGCUUAAGGGACGACGCUUUUGUGAACCCUCAAUUUAAGCGGCCAUUUGGUUCCUCUAGAGGAGAAUCCUAUGGGCAGCCGCAAGUUCCUGGAGGCAGUGGAGGAGGAGGUGGCAGCGGCGGAGGCGGAGGCGGAGGCGGAGGCGGAGGUGGAGGUGCAGGUGGAGGUGGUACUUCCCAAAAGCUCACCACAAAUGAUGCCUUAACCUAUUUGAAGGAAGUUAAGGAUAUGUUUCAAGAUCAGAGAGAGAAGUAUGACAUGUUCCUUGAUGUGAUGAAAGAUUUUAAGGCUCAAAGAAUUGACACAGCUGGUGUUAUAGCAAGGGUUAAAGAGCUAUUUAAAGGGCAUCCCAACUUGAUACUUGGUUUCAAUACCUUCUUGCCAAAGGGUUAUGAAAUUACUUUGAAUGAUGAAGAAGAGGCCCCACCAAAGAGAACAGUCGAAUUUGAAGAGGCUAUAAGCUUUGUUAACAAGAUAAAGAAACGUUUUCAAAGUGACGAUCAUGUCUAUAAAUCUUUUCUAGACAUCUUGAAUAUGUAUCGGAAAGAACACAAGGGCAUUAAUGAGGUCUACCAGGAGGUGGCAGCACUUUUUGAAGACCACCCAGAUUUGCUGGAUGAGUUCACUAGAUUUUUGCCUGAUUCUUCGGCUGCUGCAUCAGCACCUCAUACUUCUUUUGGCCGACAUUCUUUUCAUCGCUAUGAUGAGAGGAGCUCUGCUGUGGCUACUUUGCGACAAUCACAGAUGGAAAAGCAACGUUUCCGUCGGGAUAGAAUUGUUAGUCCCCAUGGUGAACGCGAUCUUAGUGUAGAGCGUCCUGAUACUGAUGAUGACAAAACUAUGGUGAGAUUGCAUAAGGAGCAGAAGAAGCGUGCUGAAAGGGAGAACAGGGAAAGGAGAAACCGUGAUCAGGAUUACAGGGAACCUGAUAAUGAAAAUAAUGGGGACAUAAGCAUGCAUCGUCUUACUGAAAAAAGAAAAUCUGCUCGGAAGGUUGAAGAUUUUGGCGGCAAUACAGUUUCAGCCUCUUAUGAUGAUAAAGACUCCCUAAAGACCAUGUAUAGCCAAGAAUUCUCUUUCUGUGAAAAAGUUAAGGAGAGGUUACGCAACCCUGAUGAUUACCAGGCAUUUUUGAAGUGUCUUCACAUUUAUAGCACAGAAAUAAUUACAAGGAAGGAGUUACAGAGUUUGGUUGCUGAUUUACUUGGAAAAUAUCCUGAUCUUAUGGAGGGGUUCAAUGAAUUUUUGGAACGCUGUGAAAAAAUUGAUGGAUUUCUUGGUGUCAUGAGCAAAAAAUCUUUGUGGAAUGAGGGACACAGUUCAAAAACACUCAAGUUGGAGGAAAGAGACAAGGAACAUAAACGUGACAUGGAUAUGGGUAAAGAAAAGGAUAGGUACAAGGAGAAGUAUUGGGGAAAAUCCAUUCAGGAACUUGACCUCUCAAAUUGUCAAAGAUGCACUCCAAGUUACCGGCUUCUUCCUGAGGAUUAUCCAAUCCCUUCAGCAAGCCAGAGGUCUGAGCUUGGGGCCCAAGUUUUAAACGACCAUUGGGUAUCUGUGACAUCAGGAAGUGAGGAUUACUCUUUCAAACACAUGCGCCGAAACCAGUACGAAGAAAGUCUGUUCAGAUGCGAAGAUGAUAGAUUCGAGCUAGAUAUGUUGCUGGAGUCAGUCAGCUCAACAGCUAAGCGUGCUGAGGAGUUGUUGAACGGCAUCAAUGAUAAUUCAAUAGGUGCAGAUAGUCCAAUCAGAAUUGAAGACUACUUUACAGCCCUCAAUUUAAGAUGCAUUGAACGCCUUUAUGGUGAUCAUGGUUUGGAUGUGAUGGACAUUUUGCGAAAAAAUCCAUCUCUUGCAUUGCCUGUUAUAUUGACCCGCCUAAAGCAGAAGCAAGAGGAGUGGACUAAGUGUCGUUCAGAUUUUAACAAAGUUUGGGCUGAAAUUUAUGCCAAGAACCAUUACAAGUCGCUUGACCACCGUAGCUUCUAUUUCAAGCAACAAGAUUCAAAGAACUUGAGCACCAAAUCCUUGGUGGCGGAGAUUAAAGAAGUUAAGGAGAAAAAGCAAAAAGAGGAUGAUGUGCUUCUUUCUAUCGCUGCUGGAAGUAGACAUCCUAUAGUUCCAAAUCUUGAAUUUGAAUAUACUGAUACUGAAAUUCAUGAAGACUUGUAUAAACUAAUUAAAUAUUCAUGUGAAGAGGUUUGCUCAACAAAAGAACAAUUAAGUAAGGUUAUGAGGCUUUGGACUUCCUUCCUUGAGGUAAUGUUGGGUGUUCCUUCUCGGCCUCGUGCUUCAGAGGUUACUGAAGAUGAUGUACUGUCCAAGCGUCGUGCUACCAAAGGUACUGGGACAAGUGUAGUAGAAAGUGAUGGAAGCCCAAGUGCUGAUGCUACUACCAUGAAUUCUAAGCAGUCAAAACCCACCUGCAAUGGAGAUGCAGACACUUCACCUGCACGUAUUAAUUCUGGCAGGACUAGCUUCACAAAUGCAGAUACGAUGGCCAAAGAAGAUGGAUUAACAGUGGCUUCUGGUGAGCGGUUAACUAGUUCUGAUGCUGCAGUUGCUACAGGAGCAGAUGUAGCUCAUGGAAGAAUCAACUCGGAAAUAACUUCAGGGCGUGGUGCAACUUCUUCGCGACCUAUUAAUGGGGGAGGAGUUGAGGAUAGUCAUGGGGCGAAGUCAAAUGUUGGAGAUAUUCUAUCAUCAGAGGGCGGUGAUGCUUCAAGACUGCUGGCAUUGGCAAAUGGAGGGUUUGCAGAGGGGUCUAGACAUAAUAGUUUCAACAAGGAUUCGGUUGAUCCAUCCAAAAAUGAGAAAGAGGAGGGGGAGUUAUCACCUAAUGGUGAUUUUGAAGAGGAUAAUUUUGUUGCAUAUCGGGAAAGUAGCUCACAAGUCAUUCCUAAUGCUAAUCAUGGUGACGAAAACAUGCAAUAUCCAAAUGGAGUGGGCGAGGAGAUCUCUUGUCAGGAUGCUGCUGGUGAAAAUGAUGCAGAUGCUGAUGAUGAAGACAGUGAAAAUGUUUCUGAAGCUGGUGAAGAUGUUUCUGGCAGUGAGUCCGCAGCUGAUGAGUGCUCACGUGAAGAGAACGAGGAAGAGGAAGAUGGAGAACAUGAUGAGAUUGAUGGCAAAGGUGAGAGUGAAGGUGAGGCAGAAGGUGUGGGUGAAGCACACUUUGUUGGUGGAGAUGGUGCAUCAAUGCCAAUGUCGGAGCACUUUCUUCUUAACUCUAAGCCUCUCACAAAGCAUGUGCCCUCAGCAUUAAGUGAUACUCGAAAGGCGAAUUCACGGAUCUUUUAUGGAAAUGAUACUUUCUAUGUGCUUUUUCGGCUUCAUCAAGUACUGUAUGAAAGAUUAUUAUCAGCUAAGCAGAACUCUGCAUCAUCUGAACUGAAAUGGAGAAAUUCAAAGGAUACUGAUACUGAUCCGUAUGCCAGAUUUAUGAGUGCGUUAUAUAGUUUGCUUGAUGGAUCUGCUGACAAUGCUAAGUUUGAGGAUGAUUGCCGGUCAAUAAUUGGGAACCAAUCUUAUGUGUUAUUUACCUUGGACAAGUUAAUAUAUAAGUUGGUCAAGCAGCUUCAGACUGUUUCAAGUGAUGAAUUGGACAACAAGCUGCUUCAGUUGUAUGAGUAUGAAAAGUCUCGGAAACCAGAAAAAUUUGUUGAUUCAGUGUAUUAUGAGAAUUCGCAUGUCCUUUUGUACGAGGAGAAUAUUUAUCGGUUUGAAUGUACAUCUUCUCCAACCCGUUUGUCCAUCCAACUGAUGGAUGAUGGAAAUGAGAAGUCUGAGGUGGUUGCCGUUUCCAUAGAUCCAAAUUUUGCAGCCUAUCUGUACAAUGAUUAUCUGUCAGUUGGCCAGGGAAAAAAGGAGUCAUCUGCUGUUAUGCUCAAGAGGAAUAAGCGUAAAUUUGCUGAGAUUGAUGAGGACUCUGCUUUUUGCAAGGCCAUGGAAACUGUUCGAGUGUGGAAUGGCUUGGAGUGUAAGAUGUCUUCCAACUCGUCAAAGAUCUCAUAUGUUCUCGACACAGAGGAUUUCUUUUUCCGAUUGGGAAGGAAAAGAAGAAACGUAUCUGGGAGCAAAUCAGAUGAGCCAAGAGUAAAACGAUUCAACCAAUUUUUGACGGCAUCGUUGUAAUACUAUUAUUAUUAUCUGCCGUCCUCCUGAUAGCAUUGUGUUCGAAGAACUUGGCUGGCGAAUGGUGUCCGGGCAAAGACUCAAGUGAAGCAGUCGUCCGUUUGUAAUUUCUUAUUCCAACCUGCUGAAUAACAUUUUGAGGGCAGUGAAGGAAGGUUAUGAUGGGCUUGUGAGCCGUAGUUUGUACAUAGGGGGUUUUAACCCAUGUUCUUGAAUGUGUAGAGCCUGUGUUUAUUUCACCUGUAUUUGCAUUUUUUUCUUCUCAGAAAGGGGGUGCAUAAGAGACCUGCUGUCUGUCAUUGUUAUAUUUUACAGUUUACCUACCUGGUUCUGGUUCUGGUUCUGGUUCUGGUUGUAGUAGUCUAGUCCCCAUUAUAUCUGGAACAAUUUUUCUGGCAGUUGUUAUUCUGUCACUGUGUUGGCCUUAUGUAAGAAACAGUGAUGAAACAGGAGGUUUAAAGUUUUGUAAUGGAAGUUCUAUUACGACACUGACAAAAUUGUCUUAGGAUU
Molecule: messenger RNA, 5035 nt
Organism: Coffea eugenioides
Lineage: Eukaryota; Viridiplantae; Streptophyta; Magnoliopsida; Gentianales; Rubiaceae
Product: paired amphipathic helix protein Sin3-like 2
Exons: 24
Coding region: 389-4525 (1378 amino acids)
Biological process (GO): negative regulation of transcription by RNA polymerase II
Cellular component (GO): histone deacetylase complex; chromatin
Molecular function (GO): transcription corepressor activity
Source: RefSeq, a predicted model, not a curated record